Molecule: messenger RNA, 1169 nt
Organism: Lampris incognitus (smalleye Pacific opah)
Lineage: Eukaryota; Metazoa; Chordata; Actinopteri; Lampriformes; Lampridae
Gene: kcnj13
Product: potassium inwardly rectifying channel subfamily J member 13
Exons: 3
Coding region: 78-1169 (363 amino acids)
Biological process (GO): regulation of monoatomic ion transmembrane transport; potassium ion import across plasma membrane
Cellular component (GO): plasma membrane
Molecular function (GO): inward rectifier potassium channel activity
Source: RefSeq, a predicted model, not a curated record
AUGAAAUGCAGCACAGUUUGAACUCCGAAUUGACUAUCCUUUCCUUGACCUGCCUGUCUUGAGAUCCCCCUGUAACCAUGACAACCAAAUCCAACAGCAAUGACCUGGCCGGAAAGGACUCCUCAUCCCCCCUCCUAUCAUUGCCUACCCGCCAACGCCUGGUCAAUAAAGAUGGCCACUGCGCCUUACGUGUACCCAACCCCCCAGCGGGAUUAUGGCCAUGGGCCUCGGCCCGGGCCUGGCUGCUGAUGCUGCAGGAUCUGUGGGGAGCUGUGGUGGGGCUGCGUUGGCGAUGGGUCCUGCUGGCCUUCUGCACCUCUUUCCUGGCCCACUGGUUGCUCUUUGCCUGCCUGUGGUACCUGCUGGCGCAUGUCAACGGGGACCUGGCUGUGCAGGAUCAUGACGCGCCCCCCGCAGGCCACGUGGUGUGCGUCAAGCACAUUACAAGCUUCACUGCCGCCUUUUCCUUCUCCUUAGAGACACAGUUGACCAUUGGCUAUGGCACCAUGUUCCCUAGUGGAGACUGCCCCAGCGCCAUUGCACUCCUGGCUGUGCAGAUGCUCCUGGGGCUCAUGCUUGAGGCAUUCAUUACAGGUGCAUUUGUGGCUAAGAUUGCCCGUCCUCAGAAACGAGCAGGAGCCAUCCAGUUCAGCCCCCAGGCAGUAGUGGGCCAGCACCAGGGCCAGACUAGCCUCAUGCUCCGUGCCACCAAUUUGCUCCGUCACCCCCUGGUGGAUGUGAAAGUGAGUGCUGUGCUCUAUGAGGAGCGCGAGGGUCAGGCCCUGCACCAGACCUCACUGGACUUUCAGCUUGAUCAUCUGGGCCAACGUCCCUGCCCCUUCUUCAUCUUCCCCCUUACUUUCUACCAUCCUUUGGACCGCUGCAGCCCCCUCUACCCGGUCCUGUGUGAGGGCAGCUCCAACCAUUUUGAGCUGGUGGUAUUCCUUUCUGCCUCGCAGGAAGGUACGGGCGACACCUGCCAGAAGAGGACCUCUUAUCUCCGUCAGGAGAUCCAGUUUGACCGCCGUUUUGUUCCUGCUGUUUGGCUGGACAACCGAGGGAGGUACAAGGUGAGCGCCCAGCAUUUUGAUACGGCCCACUCAAAAGAACAUUUGGAUAAGGACUGUGUGGUGCAGAUCAACGGUGACGGGAGUGACAGGAUGGAGUAG